Molecule: messenger RNA, 813 nt
Organism: Sorex fumeus (smoky shrew)
Lineage: Eukaryota; Metazoa; Chordata; Mammalia; Eulipotyphla; Soricidae
Gene: FOXI2
Product: forkhead box I2
Exons: 3
Coding region: 1-813 (270 amino acids)
Biological process (GO): anatomical structure morphogenesis; cell differentiation; regulation of transcription by RNA polymerase II
Molecular function (GO): DNA-binding transcription factor activity, RNA polymerase II-specific; RNA polymerase II cis-regulatory region sequence-specific DNA binding
Source: RefSeq, a predicted model, not a curated record
AUGGCCGGCUACCGUGACGGUUCCGGGGUCAGCCCGGCCCGGGCAGCCACGCACCCUGCGCCCUCGGCGCGCGCGGACCGGAGCGCGCUGGACGCCGUGGGCCCGCGCCUCUGGCCGGACGCGCCCCCGCUCGGCGCCGCGCCGCCCCCCCACGACGCGGCCCCCGGCCCGCUGCUCGGCUCCCGGGGGGACCCGGCGUGGCUGGGCCUCGGGGCCCCGCAGGAGCUGCUGCGGCUGGUGCGGCCGCCCUACUCCUACUCGGCGCUCAUCGCGAUGGCCAUCCAGAGCGCGCCGCGCCGCCGCCUCACGCUCAGCCAGAUCUACCAGUACGUGGCCGGCAACUUCCCCUUCUACAGACGCGGCCAGGCCGGCUGGCAGAACUCCAUCCGCCACAACCUGUCGCUCAACGACUGCUUCAAGAGGGUGCCCCGCGACCAGGACGACCCAGGAAAGGGCAGUUACUGGACCCUGGACCCCAACUGCGAGAAGAUGUUCGACAACGGGAACUUCCGGCGUCGGAGGAAGCGGAGGGCCGAGGCCAGCGCGGCCGCGCUGUCGGGGGCAGCGCGCAGGCCAGCCGGGGUCCCUGCGCCCCCGGAUCGACGGGCCCCGCGCUCCCCGCCCGCUCCCGCCGCCUGCUUCUCCCGCUUCGCCGCGGCCAGGGGCUCCCUGCCUGGGGGCCUGGCCGGGGACUUGGGCCUCGGGAGGCCUUCGAGGGUGGCGGCGCCCUGGCCCCCCCGGACACCUCGGCAUCGCGGGGCCUGCAGGGCCCUGGGAGGCGCCAGCGAGAAGCCCCCGCCCACGCCAGCCUAG